Anopheles marshallii is the source of this 3630-nucleotide messenger RNA. RefSeq names its product SKI2 subunit of superkiller complex protein (gene tst). The record is from RefSeq and is a predicted model, not a curated record. The transcript is spliced from 5 exons. Bases 1 to 3630 code for a protein of 1209 amino acids. Gene Ontology annotation, biological process: nuclear-transcribed mRNA catabolic process, 3'-5' exonucleolytic nonsense-mediated decay. Lineage: Eukaryota; Metazoa; Arthropoda; Insecta; Diptera; Culicidae. Gene Ontology annotation, cellular component: Ski complex. Gene Ontology annotation, molecular function: RNA binding; ATP binding; RNA helicase activity.
AUGAGUUUUGAUCCGGCCUGGUUAAGCGAUCCACCAACAAUCGUGGAGGACACGGAAGAUCUGCUGCGAGCCUUCAUUCUUGAGCCGACAAUUCCUAUACACGAACCAAAACCUUACUUUGAACCACGCCAUCCGUCCGUAGACCUGCUGUACCACAUUCCUCACGCAUCCAUCAUUACGCGCAUCGUACCGGAACGGUGCCCGGAGACGGGAAAGGUGUUAGAUUUUAUCGAAACAGUGGUACAGAAUGCGGGUUCAACUGCCAAAAAUUCCAUGUCGCUGCAGCGAGAACCGACCGAAUCGCUCGAUUCGGCACGCGGAUCAGCAUCGUACUUUCCAUUUUGGCCCGGUGGAUUCGAUGAACCGGAAGCCAUGCUCGCAAACAUUGCGCCUUAUCCGAUGUUUGAUACGGAGCUGAAAUCGUGUCCUCCCGGGUUUGCAACUGGUGUAGCGUUUGAAACGAACGACACGGAUGGUGAACGAACGGAAGGUAAGGAAGGUGUAAUCGAUCUCCUGUCAGCCAUCGAUAGCGAGGAAAAUUUUGAUCUAUUUCCCGAGAAACAAUCCAAGAAUGUGGCUAUUGGAACAUCAGAGCCAACGGAUCUUCCGAAUGAUAUCGAUGAGGAAACUCUACUUGUCAUGGACAAGGUAAAGCCCGAAGGACAGGUGUUGAAAAUUUCCAACAUCAGCAGCAACGUAUCCCAAUCUGCAGAAUGGGCCGAAAUGAUCGAUAUCUCCAAGCCAGUGGAUGAUUUUUACGUCAAAAUCCCGGUUAUGGCACACCGGUUUCCGUUCGAACUGGACAUCUUUCAGAAGCAGGCGAUUUUAAAGCUCGAGGAGCACAAUCAUGUGUUUGUGGCGGCACACACAUCCGCAGGGAAAACGGUCGUGGCUGAGUACGCGAUUGCACUGUCGAAGAAACACAUGACGAAAACGAUCUACACAUCUCCGAUCAAGGCACUGUCAAAUCAGAAGUAUCGUGACUUUAGGACCACCUUCCAGGAUGUAGGUCUCAUUACCGGUGACAUACAGAUCGAUCCGACCGCUUCCUGUCUUAUCAUGACGACGGAGAUUCUGCGCUCGAUGCUGUACUGUGGAAGCGACAUUACGCGCGAUCUCGAAUAUGUGAUCUUCGAUGAGGUGCACUACAUCACCGAUUCCGACCGAGGGCACGUGUGGGAGGAAGUGCUGAUCCUGCUUCCCGAUCACGUGUGCAUCGUGAUGUUGAGCGCUACCGUCCCCAACACGAUCGAGUUUGCAAAUUGGGUUGGUAAGACGAAAAAAAAGCGCGUGUGGGUCGUUAGCACUGCGAAACGGCCAGUUCCACUCGAACACUACCUGUACACCGGGUUCGGUGGCAAGUCGAAGAACGAUUCGUUCCUGAUCGUGAACGAGCACAGUCAGUUCCUGCAGGCAGGUUACCUCAAGGCGAAGGAAAGCUGUGAAGCCAGACAGGUUAAGAACGCUAUUCGUCGACCCGGUCCCUACAGCCAGCGGCAGGAACAAACCCUUUGGGUCGGUCUGAUCGACCAUCUGCAGAAGCAAGAAAAGCUUCCUGUGGUAGCGUUCACGCUAUCGCGCAACCGAUGCGACAAAAAUGCUGAAGCACUCAUGUCCUGUGAUCUUACGACGGCUCGGGAGAAAUACGCUAUCACAUUCUUCUUCCAGCAGUGCAUGCAGCGACUAAUUCCACCCGAUCGUGUACUGCCUCAGGUGGUGCAGAUGCAGAGCUGUCUCGAGCGUGGCAUCGGCAUUCAUCACAGUGGCAUUCUGCCCAUUCUGAAGGAGAUUGUUGAGAUGCUGUUUGCCCGCGGGCUGGUAAAAAUUCUGUUUGCCACGGAAACAUUCGCGAUGGGUGUGAAUAUGCCCGCUCGGACGGUAAUUUUUGACAGUACGCACAAGUUCGAUGGACUGUCGGUACGGCCUUUGCAACCUUCCGAGUACACACAGAUGGCCGGUCGUGCCGGACGUCGUGGACUCGACAAGACCGGUACGGUAAUUAUCAUAUGCAAGCAAAAUCUGCCAACCGAUGCGGAGCUAAAAACAAUGAUCCUCGGCAAACCGAUCCGGUUGGAAUCACAGUUCCGGUUGACGUACGCCAUGAUGCUGUACCUGUUGCGGGUGGAGCUGGUUUCGGUGGAGAACAUGAUGCUGCACAGCUUCCGCGAGUUUGAUAAACGUUUGCGGAUGCCCCAGAGUAAGUUGGAACUGACCAAAGUGCAGGAGAAGGUGUCCGCACUCAGCAAGCUGAGCGAAAAUCUGAUGCCUUUGUGUGAGUUCUACGAAGCAGCCAUCAUUUAUAUUGAGCUUUGGAACGAAUUGCUGCCUAAACAGCUGUGCCAACCGAAGGCAAUAAACGAGCUUAAGGUGGGCCGUGUAGUGGUGGUGACGGACAAACACCAUUACAAUAAGCUUGGCAUAUUGCUCUCCGUCUCGCUACAAUCCCACAAGGACAUGAAGCUGGUCGUGCUGGUGCUGGACCACCAGGUGAAUAAAUCCGACUACGGUCAAACGGAAUCCGGCCUGGACAGGGGACCGCUUUGGCAUAGGAUGCUUUCUCUAGCGCUUCCAUAUCAAACGUUUCUGCCGGAAGGUGUUGGUGGACACUGUGUGCUAACCCUUGCGCCUGCCAACCUGAUCGAGGUGACCAAGCAUACGAUCAAGUGUGACGCGAGCAAUAUUAUUCGCAGCUGGGAAAAUCGUCUAAUUCCACGGUUUCGUGAUGCACCGCCAUCACAGAGCACCGUAGAGGCUGUGGCCAGUUUGGCCGAGCUAAAUGUGUUGGUGGUAGAAUCCGGUUGCGUGACUGGUACGCUAGAGUGUGUCCGUUUCCAGCGAGAUCUCAGCAAUCUGGAGCUGACGGAGCAGCUGAAAGUGGCCCAGGAACAGCUGUACCGGUGGAUACCGUACACAAACAUUGCGGAUUUCGAACACGAAUUUGCGCUAGUGUACGAUCGCAAGCAGCUGGAAAGGAAGCUGGACGAGCUAAAGUAUCAGGCGUCGUACGAAAGCAUGUCACUGUAUCCGGACUAUUGUCGGAAGUUGCAGGUACUGCAAGAGCUGAAGUAUAUCGACGAUAUGCAGCAAGUGGCCAUGAAGGGUCGGGUUGCCUGCGAAAUGGGACAGAACGAGCUGAUGAUUACGGAACUGGUGAUGCGUAACAUACUCACAGAUCUGCAGCCUGCCGAAAUCGCUGCGCUGCUGUCGAGCCUUGUGUUUCAAGCGAAAACGGACGUUACGCCGACACUCACCGAAACACUGCAGAAGGCCGAGACACAGUUCCGCGAGGUAGAGAACGACAUCCGGCUAGUCGAGCGACAGUACGGUGUUACCGAUGUCUCGAAGAAGGAAGAGCUCAACUUUGGCCUAACGGAGGUGGUGUACGAGUGGGCCAGAAACAAACCGUUCGCCGAGAUUAUGAUGCUAACCGACAUCAAGGAGGGCAUCAUUGUACGCUGCAUCCAGCAAUUGAAUGAAACGCUCUGCAACGUGAAGGAUGCCGCGAGAAUCAUCGGUGAUCCGGUGUUGCACAGCAAGAUGGAAGAAGCGUCGAAUGCGAUCAAGCGUGACAUUGUGUUUGCGGCCAGUUUGUACACCUCAAACACACCGAUAGUUAUUGGGGAUGUGUAG